Molecule: messenger RNA, 354 nt
Organism: Phytophthora nicotianae INRA-310
Lineage: Eukaryota; Oomycota; Peronosporomycetes; Peronosporales; Peronosporaceae
Exons: 1
Coding region: 1-354 (117 amino acids)
Source: RefSeq, a predicted model, not a curated record
AUGCCUCUCGGUCCCCAUUUGGAGUUUCAAGGGCCUCCCCGGCCUCCGUUCCCACCAUUGUCCCCGGGGUUCUACCGUUGCAGUGAAACCACAGGUGGUGGCUCACAAACUCGAGCGGGUGUGGCUCCACCGGAUGGGGUGAGGCCCCAGGCCUACCCGUACCGAGAAGGCUGGACCAAAUGCCGGUAUUUGCUUCCGCACUGCUCGACGGUGUUGACCAAAUCAACACGUACUGUGUAUGCGACAAGUUCGAUGCCCAAGACGGCUCCGGUGGGAACUCAAUGGUUGGUCUUGUCGAAAAUGCUUACGGCUAUCUACAGCAUCUGGGUGUUAUCUACGCUAGCGUUUCUGUGA